GUCCUCUCCUUCCCGCUCGCACCAACACCCCUCCAAACGCCUCCAAAACUUCUCUAUCUACAGGCGCAAUGGCUGAACCGGAGGUUUCGCUGCUCGAGUACCUUGACCUCUCGCAGCUGACGUGUUUGAACGAGUCGGAGGAGCACACCUUCAAGACGAUUGUCGCUGACAAGAAGCCCAACUCGGGCAGCGCGUACGUCCUCAGCGACGCGGACGAGCAGCUCCUCCUCAGCAUCCCCUUCAACCAAGCGGUAAAAGUACGCUCGAUCGCGAUCCGGAGCGCGAGCGAGGCGCAGGCGCCGCGCACGCUGCGGCUCGUGACGAACAAGCCGUCGCUGAGCUUCGACGACGUCGAGGACGGCGCGAGCGUGCUGCAGGAGCUCGAGCUCUCCGCGGACGACGUGCGCGAGGGCCGCCGCGUCCCGCUCCGCUUCGUGCGCUUCCAGUCCGUGAACUCGCUCCACAUAUUCGUGGUGUCGAAUCAGGGUGGCGAGGACGAGACGCGGAUCGACUCGAUCGACAUCUUCGGGAUGCCGCUGCAAGGAACGAGGGACGUGAGCGGGUUGAAGAAGGUCGAGGACGAAUGAGAAUGAUACCACCGCCGGAGCACGCCCAGAAAAUAAUAGUCAGCAGCGCCACUGUACGCAUGUAUACGAAGACGGGACCCUGUAGAGCACCAUUGUACCACCCCAAACGUGCUAGACAUCAACGAUCGCAUUGAAUCUUCG
Messenger RNA from Trametes versicolor FP-101664 SS1, 728 nucleotides. RefSeq names its product DUF1000-domain-containing protein. The record is from RefSeq and is a predicted model, not a curated record. The coding region runs from base 69 to 587 and encodes 172 amino acids. NCBI's taxonomy places the organism in Eukaryota, Fungi, Basidiomycota, Agaricomycetes, Polyporales, Polyporaceae. The transcript is spliced from 5 exons.